AUGAGAAUGAAGAGAGCAAUCAUCCUUCCAAUGCUGGUUCUCUUUGGAUCAUGUCUCUACAUCGGAACAUUUUUUUAUCUCAUUGUCAUUGAAGAGUCCCAAGAUAUGGUUAUGAACGAAAACAGAGGAAAAGAGUUUGAUUUCUCUCCUUCGAAUUUAAAAGAAUUUGGAAUAAAGGCUAUUGCUGACAUUAAGUUAGCAGGAAAUAUUGCAAAUCAUAGAGAGCUGGUGACAAACGUGGACGGCCCUAAUGAUGUCGUCAUUCCAGAUCGAACCGCAUCUCAGACGAGUAAAAAGCCAGAACAAGCACGUCAACAGAAAAGAACACCCAGGGAAUUACCUGCAAAGUUGAUAGAAAGAAAGGCAAGCGUUCAAGUAAAAACCAAACUGCAUUCUGCAAGUAAACGUAAAGACCAUAGGAUCAUAGAAGAUUUAUUACACUCUGUAAGCAAUGACAAGUACUUUCCAGUCGAUUCGAUUUGCCCUUUUUUAGGAUUAAAAAUGGAACCGUAUAUUAAAUUCAAAGACAGUUUCCACGAGAAUGAACAUUGCCUCCAACGACAGCCAUCCUUAGAUGAGUGCCAGGAGGCAGUAAGAGAUUAUAAAAUAGAGACUCUUCCUAUUGCAAGAUGCGAGGAGCAAACUGAGAAAAACCUUUGCACGAUUAGUGAUAAGUGGCGGUCAGACCGUAGUGUCAAAGUUAAGGUGCGCUGUGAUGUUCGAAGAUGCGGAGAGAAUCCUAUCUAUGCUGUGAGUUUGAACCCUAAAACUGGGCAACUUGAAGACGAACAUCAUUGGCACAAAUUUAUUUCCAAAGCAGAUAUCGAAGCCAAUCUUCCAUUCGUUGUUAUUCAAAUUUCCAAAAAUGGCCUGAACUUUUGUUUUCUUCAAUGUCUCAACAACAAUACCUCUCAGGUAAUCAAAACAAUUCUAAAUUUUCCUCCUGUUCUUGUUCGAUCAAACUCUAAUCAACCCAAAGCGCAGCCCCCAGCCUUAAACAUUAACAUGGUCGUUCUGAGUUCUACGUCUCGACCACAUUUCUAUCGAUCAUUACCCGAAACUGUUGCCACACUACGAAACAUGGUUUAUGACAAAUCAGAAACAGCAUCCGCCUUAGAUUUCGAACUCCUUCAGAGCCUGACGUCAGAUACGGCACAAAAUCUUCAAGCUCUUCUCUCAGGGCAAACCGACAGAGAAGCCCGUGUCCAAGGAUUGACUCUGUUUUCAACAUUGAAAGAGCUAGGAUAUCAAAACAUAUUCCAAACUGAUCAAUGCUGGUUGAGGCAUGACUAUGAAAAUAUGGGAGAAAAAAUUAAGAUGGAAUGGAGUCGCUGUGACCCUGGAAUGACCCAUGUAGCUUGCCAAGCGACGGACGAGCACAAAGUUAACAAUAAACUCGAAGGAAAUCACACGACUACGGCCUCAUGUUUAAACGGCCAUUACGUUUUCGACUACAUCUUCGAUUUCAUAGAUAAAUUUCAGCUUGCGUUAAGAGUUACUAAGACAAAAACACCUUUCUUUUCUCACACUUAUCUGACCUUAACGAAAGACGAAUUAGGAGUCAGAAUAAGGCAACUGGACAAGCAACUGUCCAUGUUUCUACAGACCAUGGCGCGUGAAGAAAAUGCUGUGACUAUUGUAACAUCGGACCACGGCCCAACAGCAACUAAGUACUCAAUGGAUUCGAUUGGAGGAAGAUAUGAAAUGUAUAAUCCCCUUCUUUUCAUUAUUAUACCCAAGCAAUUAUCUCUGAGACUUGGAAAACAGCAAAUGGAAGCCUUGAUUAAGAACCAAAAUCGGCUAAUAUCUCACAUCGAUCUUCACGAUACUCUUAUUUCGAUCGGUAAACUCGGGGGCAAUCAGCGCGGGUAUAGUAAAGGACUUUUAGCAGAAAUAGCCAUCAAUCGAACAUGCGCAGAUGUUGGUAUCAGUGAAGAGGCCUUGUGCAAGUGUCGCGGUUGGGAAGAAUGGUUCCCGAAGGAUGACCCAAGAUUCACUUGGAUCGCCGAGUUUGCCCUUGGGGAGCUCAACAACGUACUUCAAGAUAUGAUGCAAAAUUUCUCGUUGUUAAAUGAGGGACAUAUCAAAUGCCACAGACUCAUUGGUUACGCCAUUGAAAAGAUUCACCAAGGAAAAGACAAACGUUUUCUUUCACUGGAUUUAGUGGCACAUCCUGGAAGGCAGUUAUUUGAAACCAAACUUUACCUACCAAUGAACUUUUCUUUAGAAGCCGGCAACGCAAACUAUCUGUUCCAAGGAAGUAGACAGUUGAUGAAAGUACUUAGCUUUCGAAAAGGAGAUCACCGUCUAGACCUUACAGCUACUGCAAAGAGCGGACCAGCGAUUAAUCUAUGUCUGCAAGAUUUUCACCGAUUGAGCAGCAAGAUGCGAACGAAAAGAAAUUCCAGAGGAGCAGGUACAAAGUAUGACGGAAACAUUUUGCGAAUGGCACAUUAUUCCAAACACUUUGGAGCUAGUCCACGAAUUCGAGUACUUGACAGGCGGGAGAAAUGUCUCUUUCUCGUCACGAGAACGCAUUUUAAUCAAACGGUGGCGUUAGAAGUCUUGAACAACUGUGUUCACAGGACUUUCGUGGUUAAAGUUGAUAUAUCGAAUCAAAAGGAACAUGUGCAUCUGACGAAAAAGCUUCCAAUGCUAGUUCAACUAGCUCCAGGGACUUUUCGUUUUUUAUUCAGUGCUUAUAUAACGGAAAGGGCCAUGAUUCUCAAGCCAAAAAUUGCCUUUAAAGUUGUCAAGGUCAAUGUUUAAGGCGAGUAACUGUCUAGUAAUCUGGAAUAGAAAGUGGUUUCUUUUCCACAGAAAUAGUUUUGGUUUUAACUAUUUAGUCACUCUGACUA
Messenger RNA from Pocillopora damicornis (cauliflower coral), 2858 nucleotides. RefSeq lists its product as uncharacterized. The record is from RefSeq and is a predicted model, not a curated record. Lineage: Eukaryota; Metazoa; Cnidaria; Anthozoa; Scleractinia; Pocilloporidae.